This is a messenger RNA of Ictidomys tridecemlineatus (thirteen-lined ground squirrel), 2754 nucleotides long. It is a transcript of the gene Slc14a2, whose product is annotated as solute carrier family 14 member 2. Gene Ontology annotation, biological process: urea transmembrane transport. Gene Ontology annotation, molecular function: urea transmembrane transporter activity. Gene Ontology annotation, cellular component: membrane. NCBI's taxonomy places the organism in Eukaryota, Metazoa, Chordata, Mammalia, Rodentia, Sciuridae. The record is from RefSeq and is a predicted model, not a curated record.
AGGCAAAUUGGCCCCCAGAGGAGACAACACUUAGAUAAUUGCUAUAAAGGCAAAUGCUAGAGCUAGAAUUCUAAUGAGAAGAGGUGACACCUCGAGACAGCAGGGAGGCUACUAGACAUCCCAGCUCUGCCCUGUAAAGGAAAGCUGCCUGGUCCCCCAGCUGGGAACCAUGGUAGCUGGCGCUCACCUUCCCCUGGGGGCUUAGGAAGUCAUCUUUGGGCAGGAAAGCCAGAGAGCGAGGGAGUGCUGCAGAAGGGGCAUUUGUCCCUCCUGUUCCUACUCCUCCUCCGUAGUGCCCUUCCCUAACUGGCAGACUUGACCGGAAUGGGUUUAGGGGAUGCACAUCGGUGAGUUUACAGAAAGUCAGCAAGGGGAUGCCUGGAGGGCUGGGGAGGUAGGAAGUUUGAGUUUAGGAGAAAUCACAGCACCCGGAGCUGAGGACCACAGAUGCUGCCCAUUUGGAAAGAAGCUUCUUCCCGAGUCCUGAUGGUCUAGAUUCCUCCAGCCCUGUACAGGAAACCCAAAGGAGCCCAGGUGGCAGUGGGGAGCAGUCACCACCACCAGGCCCGAAGGCCGAGGAGGGCUCUGAGGCUGUGCUCCCCAGGCACAGGAGCGUGUUCCACAUCGAGUGGUCGUCCAUUCGGAGGAGGAGCAAAGUGUUUGGAAAAAGCGAACACCAGGAGAGACAAGCCAAAGAGCCAUUUCCCUAUCCAUACCGGAAGCCCACCAUUGAGCUGCUUGAUCUAAACACCAUGGAGGAGAGCUCCGAGAUUAAGGUAGAAACCAGCACGUCCAGGACUUCCUGGAUCCAGAGCUCCAUGGCCGCCAGCGGGAAGAGGGUCAGCAAAGCCCUCAGCUACAUCACGGGAGAGAUGAAGGAAUGCGGAGAGAGACUUAAAGACAAAUCCCCAGUGUUCCAGUUUCUGGACUGGGUGCUGCGGGGCACGUCUCAGGUGAUGUUCGUGAACAACCCCCUCAGCGGCAUCCUCAUCGUCCUUGGCCUCUUCAUCCAGAACCCCUGGUGGGCCAUCUCGGGUUGCCUGGGCACCAUUGUGUCCACCUUGACAGCCCUCAUCCUGAGCCAGGACAGGUCAGCAAUUGCAGCAGGACUCCAUGGCUACAACGGAGUGCUGGUGGGGCUGCUGAUGGCAGUGUUCUCAGACAAAGGCGACUAUUACUGGUGGCUUCUGCUCCCUGUCAUCAUCAUGUCCAUGUCUUGCCCCAUCCUCUCCAGUGCGCUGAGCACCAUCUUCAGCAAGUGGGACCUGCCAGUCUUCACGCUGCCCUUCAACAUUGCCGUGACCCUGUACCUGGCAGCCACAGGCCACUACAACCUCUUCUUCCCCACGAUGCUGCUACAGCCUGCAUCCUCUGUGCCCAACAUCACCUGGUCGGAGGUCCAGGUGCCCUUGCUUUUGAGAGCCAUCCCCGUUGGGAUCGGCCAAGUGUACGGCUGCGAUAACCCCUGGACCGGAGGCAUUUUCCUCGUGGCCCUGUUCAUAUCCUCACCUCUCAUUUGCUUACACGCAGCAAUCGGAUCCACCAUGGGGAUGUUAGCAGCGCUCAGCAUUGCCACGCCCUUUGACGCCAUCUACUUCGGCCUGUGUGGCUUCAACAGCACUCUGGCGUGCAUCGCCAUCGGAGGCAUGUUCUACGUCAUCACCUGGCAGACGCACCUCCUGGCCAUUGCCUGUGCACUGUUUGCAGCCUACCUGGGGACUGCCCUGGCCAACAUGUUAUCUGUGUUUGGAUUACCACCCUGCACCUGGCCCUUCUGCCUCUCAGCGCUCACCUUCUUGCUCCUGACCACCAACAACCCCGCCAUCUACAGGCUCCCGCUCAGCAAGGUCACCUACCCAGAGGCCAACCGCACCUAUUACCUGUCCCAGGAGAGAAACAGAAGAGUAUCCACCACAACCAAGUACCAGGCCUACGAUGUCUCCUAAGUGGCCCUUUCCAGCAGGCUACCUGUGUCCCCAGGCUAAAGGUCACUUAACCUCCCCUCUGUCUGUUCUGUGAUUCUCCCUGCCAAGCACAGACCAAAAUGUGUGCGGACACCUUCAGGAGCCUCCCUAAGAUGCACGACACUUGUCCACAACAUGUUAGUUUAGACUUGACACCCACGGCUGGCUCUAUUGGCCCAAGAGCUCCCCUUGCGGGGAACUUGCUGUCUUCUGCAAAAUAAGCCUCAUCCUUAAAGAGAGGUCACCCAGAAGGGACAGAGAUGGGUGACAUGAUCACCCAGCACAGUCAUUUAAUGUAGCAAAGCACAGUCCCGGGAAAUGUUCAUUAGCCUGGAAAGCCAGAGGCCUGAUCCCCUCCCAGCUGUGCCACUAAUGACCCCCAACUGUCUCAGGCUCAAUUUCUUGUUGACAAGGGUUUCUUUAUGACAGGGAGGGACUCUAAAAUCUCUUCCACCUCACAAGUGUUGAUUCUUCACUGUCUCCUAUAAACUGAUCAAAUUAGCAUGACCGGCAAGUAUUACCUUAGGUUAAAUAAUAGAAGCAGCAGCAGGACAGCGCUACGGCUCUCCAGAGCUUGACUCUCAGAUUAGAGAAGUUCUCCAGAUUUGAGGUUAGGAACCUACUUUCACCAGAAUUGCCAACUGCCUUUCCUGACAUAACAGAAAUAUUUCUGGAGAUGUCAUAAGAUGAUCUCUUGCAACACUUGAAUCACAACAUAAAGAAGUGUCUUUCCUUUUGUAAAAUUCACAAUCAUAAAGUCAUUAAACUGCUCUAACAUUGUGAGUUGGAA